Messenger RNA from Elaeis guineensis (African oil palm), 1455 nucleotides. NCBI's taxonomy places the organism in Eukaryota, Viridiplantae, Streptophyta, Magnoliopsida, Arecales, Arecaceae. The record is from RefSeq and is a predicted model, not a curated record.
AUGGCCAUUUCAUCGCCGAAUUCCACGCGCUGGGUGCAGGUCAACAGCCAGCUCUGCACGAUCCUGGGCUACUCGCGCGAGGAGCUGCUGCGCAUGACAUGGUCGGAGAUGACGCCCCAGCCCGAUCUGGACCGCAACCUCGCCCUGCGCGACGCGAUGCUGGCGAAGGGGACCGACAACUACAUGAUGCAGAAGCGUUUCGUGCGCAAGGACGGCAGCUUCGUGCACACCGAGCUCGACGUGCGCGCGGUGCGCAACCCCGACGGCACACUCAAGCACCUGUUCGCCACCGUCAAGGACAUCACCGAGCGGCUGCAGGCCGAAGCCGCGAUCAACAGGCAGAAAGAUCUGCUGGAGCUGGCCGAGUCCAUGGCGGGGUUGGGCAGCUGGGUGUACGACACCCAGAGCCGCAACAUCUGGUGGUCUCGCCAGAUGUACCGCAACACCGGACGCGACGAAGCGCUGGGGCCACCGCCCGACCUGGCGGCCUACCUCACCUACAUCCACCCCGAAGACCGCUGUCAGGUUGAGCACUUCAUGCGCGCGAUUCCCGACGCCAGCGCCAUGAGCACCGCCGAGUUCCGCCGCCACCCCGACCUGGGGCCCCUGCGCUGGUUUCGCGGCAGCGUGCAGAGCCAGCCCAUGGCCACGCCCGGCUUCUACAGCUACAGCGGCACCCUGCUCGACAUCACCCAGCUCAAGCAGGCCCAGACCACACUGGAGCAGACCAAUGCCGCGCUGGAGCAACGCGUGACCGAGCGCACCGCCCAGCUGCGCGGCCUCAACGAAGAACUCGAGGCUUUCUCGUACACCGUGUCCCACGACCUCAAGGCGCCGCUGCGCGGCAUCGACGGCUACAGCCAGUUGCUCGAAGAAGAGCACAGCAGCCAGCUCAAUGAAGAGGGUCGGCAGUUCCUCACCCGCAUCCGCCGAGGGGUGCUGCAGAUGGGCGACCUGAUUUCCGGCUUGCUGGACUAUUCGCGCAUGGAGCGCCGCACCAUGGAGCACCAGCGGGUGGAUGUGCCCGCGCUGGUGGCCCAGGUGAUCGAAGGCCACAGCGCCGACAUUGAAAAGACCCAUGUGCGCCUGAGUCUGCAGCUCGAACCCAUGGUGCUGCAGCUCGACCGCGAGGGCAUGGCCGUGGUGUUGCGCAACCUGGUGGGCAACGCCAUCAAGUUCAGCCGCACCCGGGCACAGCCCGAGGUGGAGAUCGGCUCGCGCACCGAAGACCACCGACGCAUCCUCUGGGUGCGGGACAACGGCGUGGGCUUCGACAUGAAGUACCACGACCGCAUCUUCGGCAUCUUUCAGCGCCUGCAGCGCGCCGAGGACUACCAGGGCACCGGCCUGGGUCUCGCGCUCGUGGCCAAGGCCGUGCAACGCAUGGGAGGCCGUGUGUGGGCCGAGAGCCAGCCCGGGCAGGGCGCCACGUUUUUUCUGGAGUUUCCGUCAUGA